AUGACCGUGCAACAGCCUCGCGGCAACGGCCCUUCGACGUCGGCCCUGCCUCUGGUCCAGCAGGUGUCCAAGGACCAUGACCUGGUGCUCAAGACGGUUCGCCUCCUGAUCGCGGAUCUGUGCCAGCAGUUCAAUGGUGGUCAUCCCGGCGGUGCGAUUGGCAUGGCCGCUAUCGGCGUUGCGCUGUGGAAGUAUGUGAUGCGCUAUGCACCCCAUACCCCAGACUUUUUCAACCGGGACCGCUUCAUUCUGUCCAAUGGCCAUACCUGCCUCUUCCAGUAUACCUUCCUUCAUCUCACGGGCUACAAGGCCAUGACAUUCGACCAGCUCAAGUCAUAUCACUCGGACCGCGUGGACGCACUGUGCCCUGGACACCCAGAGAUCGAACAUGAAGGGAUUGAGGUGACGACUGGACCGCUGGGACAGGGGGUUGCCAACGCCGUAGGGUUGGCGAUGGCGACCAAGAACCUGGCCGCCACCUACAAUCGGCCCGGAUACGACAUGGUGUCCAACCACACUUGGUGCAUGAUUGGAGAUGCUUGUUUGCAGGAAGGCGUAGGUCUUGAGGCCAUUUCGCUGGCAGGUCACCUGCGCCUCAACAACCUCACCGUGAUUUACGACAAUAACCAGAUCACUUGCGACGGGUCUGUCGAUCUCACCAACACGGAGGAUGUCAAUGCCAAAAUGCGCGCAUGCGGCUGGAAUGUGAUCGACGUGGAGGAUGGAUGCUUUGACAUCGAGGGGCUUGUCCGGGCUCUGGAGCAGGCCCUCGCUUCGACCGACAAGCCGACCUUCAUCAAUGUUAGAACAGUCAUCGGUCUGCACAGCAAUGUGGAGGGCACAGCUGCCGCGCACGGUGCUGCUUUCGGUCCCAAGUGUGUCGCCGAUAUGAAAAUUGCCUACGAUUUCAACCAGGAAGAGCACUUCGUGAUCGGCGAUACCGUGCGUCAGUUCUUUGAGAACCUCCCUGCUCGGGGCGAGCAAUGGGUGCAGACAUGGAACCAGCUGCUAAGCGAUUAUGUCACUCAGUAUCCUGACCUUGGGGCCGAGUUUCAGACCCGGGUUCGUGGAGAAUUGCCGGUAAACUGGCAGCAGCUCAUCCCAAGCAGCUUCCCGAAUAAACCAACAGCUUCACGCGCGUCGUCGGGCCUCAUUUUUAACCCGAUCGCAAAAGAAGUCAAGUCUUUUAUGGUCGGAACAGCUGAUUUGUCACCUUCUGUGAACAUGGUCUGGCCAGACAAAGUGGAUUUCCAGCAUCCCGACUUGCGCACGACUUGCAACCUCAACGGGAACUACUCUGGCAGAUAUAUCCAUUAUGGUGUUCGAGAACACGCGAUGUGCGCCAUCUCCAAUGGGUUGGCCGCCUACGCGCCCAACACCAUUAUCCCCGUUACUUCAUCGUUCUUUAUGUUUUACCUGUAUGCAGCUCCCGCAGUGCGUAUGGGAGCCCUCCAGCAUCUUCAGAUUAUUCACUGCGCUACCCACGACUCAAUCGGUAUGGGUGAGGACGGCCCAACUCACCAGCCUAUUGAACUGGCUGCCCUGUACCGGGCCAUGCCAAAUCUGUUAUAUAUCCGCCCUGGUGACAGCGAGGAAACGGCCGGUGCAUGGCUGGCUGCGAUCGGUGCAAAGAAGACCCCCAGCAUCAUCUCGACUUCGCGGCAUGCGUUACCUCAGCUUUCACAAACCCGUCGGGAUGGUGUGGCACACGGUGCUUACGUCCUGACAGAAGAAGACUCGGCAGCAGUGACCUUGAUCGGCGUUGGGGCCGAGCUCUCCUUUGCAGUCGACGUGGCCCGACAAUUGAAGGAGCAGAAUGGUAUUACUGCCCGCGUGAUUAGCUUCCCAUGUCAGCGUCUUUUCGAGCAACAGUCGCUCGAGUACAAGCGUGACACCUUGAGACGCCAUCGCGGUAUCCCUGCAGUGGUGAUUGAGCCUUAUGCACCUAACGGGUGGGAGCGAUAUGCUGAUGCAGGGAUCUGUGUCAAGCGGUUCGGCCACAGUCUGCCGGGCAAGGCGGCCUACAAGUUCUUCGGAUACGAAGUUGACGUGUUGACGACCAAGGUAGAGGGCUACCUGGAGAGGUUGCAAGGGGACGAGUUGCUGCGCGGGGAGUUUGUCGAGCUCUAG
Messenger RNA from Penicillium lagena, 2130 nucleotides. Its product is annotated as transketolase family protein. Bases 1 to 2130 code for a protein of 709 amino acids. Gene Ontology annotation, molecular function: transketolase activity. Gene Ontology annotation, biological process: pentose-phosphate shunt. Gene Ontology annotation, cellular component: cytosol. The record is from RefSeq and is a predicted model, not a curated record. Lineage: Eukaryota; Fungi; Ascomycota; Eurotiomycetes; Eurotiales; Aspergillaceae. The transcript is spliced from 4 exons.